AUGGCCAACAACCGCAUGUCCAUCUACUCCAUGGCCUCCGAGCCAGGCAUGGGCGGCUCGAGAGGACCACAGGGUGCCCAAGUCACCGCGACCACGCUGCUCAACGCCGUUCAUAACAUCUACCUCUCUUCACAGCCAUACAAGCUUGAUGCCGGGACAAGUCUCGUCGUCAACACAUGGCUCACGGCCUCCCAGCCCGGCCCUGACGGCCGGGUGGGAGGUACCGUCGACCCCGAGCUAGCCGCGAGGGCAUGGGAACAUGCCCGUCGUCGUGCUGAAGAUGGCUGCAUUAUCCUUGGCUCGCUUCAUACUUCGACGCCAUCAUUGCUACGGCCCUUCCUUCAGACCUUCCCCGUCCCGAUGCCGAGCAUGUUGCUACAGGCCCUCCAUGCCCUCGAGCCCUUCCUUCGCUGCGUCACCCCGUACAACCCCUCGCUGCCCAGGCAAACGGCCCUCGGGGUCACAUUGACACUCAACCUCGCCGGUAAUGUCGUCGGGGCGUCCAUUGCCCUAUCACAAGGCGGCAUCGACACGGAGAAGGGUCUGCUACGCGUCCCGUCCGAGUCUGGCUACCGCGCCUUCGAUGCCUUUUACUACCUGCUCACGUCUGCCUCGACCCCCGCCGAGCGCGAGUUUCUUGGUCUGAAGGACGCCGGCAGCUACAAUCUCCUGGCCCGAUCUGGCACCUACAGCCCCCCGACUUACCUCCCGACUGCUGACGACGGCGCCGCGGCCGACGACUUCCGGUCCGCCCUGAAGGAGAUUGGCAUCAAGGGCUCGGCCCACCGCAACUUCAUCUCCACGCUUGCCGGUCUGUUGAAGCUCGGUAACACAAUCGACUAUACGAUCGAUAGCGACGCGCUGGAGGAGAUCUGCGAGGAUGUUGGUGGCUUGCUGGGCUUGGAACCUGAUGUUCUGACCAAGCAGCUGACCACCGAUGACCGUGGCAUCUUGCUCGGCGGUCUAUACGAGGCAGUGGUGGACUGGGUGAUCAAGAAGGCUAACGAGGCCAUCGCCGCCCAGCUGGAGGCCGAGAGGGCAGGGAGCGACAACGGGGAUACUGUUUGUCUCCAUGUCCUCGAGAUCCCAGACCCGAAUCUCGGUAAGGCGGUUGCCAUGCGCGGCAUCUUUGACGAUACCCAGGGCAUCAACGCAGAGAUGAAGCAGGACGGCAUCGAGAUUGCCGCCGUCAACAGCUCGGUCCUGCGCGAGAUGCAAAACGCGGUCGCCGAGUGCGGGCCCGAUCUGGGUAUCACGGUUGGCAGCCUUGCUAGGGAGAGGCAGCACUUCCUGGACAAGCGCGAGGAAGUCUUGGAGAAAAUCGCCCUGGCUGCCGAGGAGGACGGUUUCCUCAAGUCGCUGCUCAUCCCCAACCCGGCUGAGGGCAUGACCCUCGGCCGUGCUGGACGAAUUGAUAUCCCCUCGCUUCUGAACAGCAGCCGGCAGUGGUACCAUCUGUGCAUUCACCCCACAGAUGAGUCUCCCGCCAGUCUGGCCGCCCUGCCGUCGGUCAACUCGGCAUGGUCUGCCGGGACCGUAUCACGGCAGCUCCGCGCCUGGCGGCUCCCUGAGUGGGCCAACCGCCGCAACAAGCACCUCGACUUCACCGCCGACUUCGAUUUCGACGAGUUCGUCCGCCGCUACCGUGUUCUUGGCUGCAUGGACGGCCGCGACGGCAUCGAGAGCUGGAUUCUCGAGCGCGGCUGGACCAACGGCGAGGUGGUUGUCGGUAACGAGCGUGUCUGGAUGAGGGAGAAUGCCUGGUGGGAGGCUGAGAGCAUGCUUGACCUCAAGCCCAGCGAGAUCGAGCGUCUUAGCAGCAUGCCCGGCAGCGUUAUGGCCCCGACGGGUCUGACUGCCCCGAGCUUCCCGGCCAAUAAUGGCAGCGGCUUCUUCCCGCCGCAGCAGCCGUUCCAGGAUAUCUCGUCGAAUGGCAGCCGUGAGCAGCUCAUGCAUCAGCGGAACUACAGCCAGGCGACGCUUGGUGUUGCUCAGCCCAUGCCGAGCCCUUCGACAGUCGCUCCGGGCACUCACCAGCAUCUCAGCACGGGUGACUAUGGUCUCGGUAGCAAGGGUGACCAGCACAAAGGUGACGUGUUUUAUGAGACGGCCGGGCACUUUAAUGGUGGUGAUCCGGACCUGACGGCUGGCAAGAAGAUCGAGGAGCAUCCCGUCAGCGCGGGCAGAAGGGCCUGGGUUACGCUGGUUUGGCUGCUCACUUGGUGGAUUCCCUCGCCGCUGCUGCGGUACGUUGGUCGCAUGAAGAGGCCUGACGUGCGCAUGGCCUGGCGUGAGAAGGUCGUCCUGUGCUUCUUCAUCCUGCUCAUGAACGCCAUCGUCGUCUUCUGGAUCAUCUUCUUCGGUCGGCUCCUGUGUCCCAACUACGACAAGGCCUACUCAAGAGGCGAGGUCUCGCGUCACAUGGGCGAGGACGACUUCUGGGUCAGCAUCCACGGCAAGGUAUACGAUAUUUCCAAGUUCUGGAAGCUUGAGCACGGCACUACGGGACGCGAGGCCACGCGUGAGUACAUGCUGCCGCUGGCCGGUAUGGAUCUGUCGGACUACUUCGUCGUGCCGCUUAGCUUCGCGUGCCCCGGCCUGGGUAUCGACAAGACCGUCAAGCUGCUGUUCAACAACACGCCGGAGUACACGUAUGCCGACCAUACGUCGGGCCACUAUGCUGCCGAUCCCACGUCUGCUCUGAGGAACGAGGAUUGGUACGCGAAGAAGUUCCUGCCGCGCAUGAAGGAGUACUACACCGGCGACCUGGUCUGGAAUCCCAAGGACAUCGAGGCCGACGGCGAGUACAACCACUACUGGUUCAUCUACGAGAACAAGGUCUUUGACCUUACCGACUACAUGAAGACGCUGAAGGACAUGAACAACAACGCGCGGUACACCUUCCUCAACGCCCGCAUCGUCAACCUCGUACGCAACAACCCCGGCGCGGACCUGACCGAGCAGAUCAACUCGUUGCUGGAGCGGUGGGCGGGCAACGUCACGGAGAAUGCUAGCCUGCGCAACACCAUGAACUGCCUCAACAACCGCUUCUAUGUGGGCAUCACCGACUUCCGCGAGACGCCCAGGUGUCAGGUUAGCCGCUGGAUCAUGCUGGCGUUCACUAUCAUUAUUUGUGCGGUGAUCCUCAUCAAGUUCGUGUCGGCUCUGCAGUUCGGCUCCAAGCGUCGCCCCUCGCCGCAGGACAAGUUCGUCAUCUGCCAGGUGCCCGCCUACACCGAGGGUGAAGACUCGCUGCGCAAGGCCAUCGAUUCUCUUACGGCUCUCCAGUAUGAUAACAAGCGCAAGCUGAUCUGCAUCAUCUGCGACGGUAUCAUCACGGGUGCCGGCAACGACCGUCCGACUCCUAAGAUCGUGUUGGAUAUCCUCGGUGUUGAUCCUAAGGUGGAUCCGCCCGCGCUGCCCUUCAAGUCGGUCGGUACCGGCAGCGAGCAACUCAACUACGGCAAGGUAUACUCGGGUCUGUACGAGUACGAGGGCAAUGUUGUCCCCUAUCUGGUCAUCGUCAAGGUCGGCAAGCCCUCGGAGCGCGAGAAGCCCAAGCCCGGCAACCGCGGCAAGCGUGAUUCGCAGAUCCUGUUGCUCAGCUUCCUCAACCGUGUGCACCACCGCGCGCCCAUGAACCCGCUGGAGCUCGAGAUGUUCCAUCAGAUCAACAACGUUAUUGGCGUGGAUCCCGAGCUAUACGAGUACCUGCUGAUGGUUGACGCCGAUACUUGUGUGAGGGAGGAUUCUCUGAACAGGCUGGUAGCUGCUUGUGCCAACGAUGCGAAGAUUGCAGGCAUCUGUGGUGAGACCAGCCUGCAGAACGAGGAGCGCUCGUGGUGGACCAUGAUACAGGUUUAUGAGUAUUACAUUUCGCAUCAUCUUGCCAAGGCCUUCGAGUCGUUGUUUGGCAGCGUUACUUGCUUGCCUGGAUGCUUUUGCAUGUAUCGCCUGCGGACAGCGGACCGCGGGAAGCCCUUGAUCAUCUCGGACGACGUCAUCCGCGAUUAUAGCGACUGCAACGUGGACACCCUGCACAAGAAGAACCUGCUCUCGCUGGGUGAGGACCGUUACCUCACCACGCUAAUGACCAAGUACUUCCCGUACAUGUCGUACAAGUUCCUGCCGGACGCCUACUGCCAGACUGCCGCGCCCGAGAAAUGGAGCGUCUUGCUGUCGCAGCGCCGUCGCUGGAUCAACUCCACCAUCCACAACCUGGUCGAGCUUAUGUUCCUCCCAGAGAUGUGCGGCUUCUGCUGCUUCUCGAUGCGCUUCGUCGUCUUCAUCGACCUCUUCGGUACCAUCAUUCUCCCGGCUACCUGCGUCUACCUCGGCUGGCUGCUCUACACUGUCAUCACGCGCACCGGCCCCUUCCCGCUCAUCUCCAUCAUCAUGCUGGCGGCCGUCUAUGGCCUGCAGGCCCUCAUCUUCAUCCUCAAGCGCCAGUGGCAGCACAUCGGCUGGAUGAUCAUCUACAUCAUCGCCUUCCCCGUCUACUCCUUCAUCCUGCCCAUCUACUCCUUCUGGAACCAGGACGAUUUUGCCUGGGGUAACACGCGCGUGGUCAUUGGCGAGAAGGGCAAGAAGCAGGUCGUUGCCGUCGACGACGAGGGCUUCGACCCCCGCUCCAUCCCCCUCCAGCGCUGGGACGAUUAUGCCCUUGCGAACGGUCUACCUGGUCGCCGCGGCGGUGGCCCCUCGGAGAAGUAUAUUGCUGACGCCGGCAUGGGCAUGCCCGGUAGGGGAAUGGGAAUGUAUGAUGCCGAGUAUGAGAUGGAUGAUAUGAAAUCCGUCUACUCGUCUGUGCGCCAGCCCUCCGUCCUCAACAUGCCUGGUAACGGCCGCGGCGUGAACGCGUACAUCCCGCCUACCCCGACAUCCCCCUUCGCUCCGGCUGGCGCGGCUGGUCGCACGAGCACCUUCCUCGGCGCAAGCACCCCGUACACGGAUAAUCCAGCGCUCGCGAACCGUCAAUCAAUGAUGUCCAUGGGUGGUGGCCUGGCCCGCACCCACACCCCUUUCCAGGGUGAUCAUCUCCGCUCCAUGAGCGGCACGCCCCCCACCACGCUCGGCAUCCCUAGCUCUAACACAAACAACCGCAUGUCAACCUUCAGCGCAGCCCCCUCGCGUCUGGGUCUGCACAACGACAUGUCGACAGGGUCAUUUGGCGCUGGUAUUGGCAAUAAUGGGCCGGAUGAUGCGGCAAUUAUCGAGGCGAUUCAAGCCGUGCUGAGGGAGGUCGAUCUAGAUAGUGUGACGAAGAAGCAGGUGAGGGCGUUAGUCGAGCAGAGGUUGCAGACGGAACUAGUCGGGGAGAGGAAGGCUUUUAUGGAUCGGUGGAUUGAUAAUGAGUUGGCGAAUAUGUAA
Molecule: messenger RNA, 5370 nt
Organism: Thermochaetoides thermophila DSM 1495
Lineage: Eukaryota; Fungi; Ascomycota; Sordariomycetes; Sordariales; Chaetomiaceae
Product: chitin synthase-like protein
Exons: 3
Coding region: 1-5370 (1789 amino acids)
Cellular component (GO): cell periphery; myosin complex; cell septum
Molecular function (GO): ATP binding; chitin synthase activity; cytoskeletal motor activity
Source: RefSeq, a predicted model, not a curated record